GUGGGGAGAAUCUGCCCUGGGGUGGUGGAGACCCCAGUGGUGUCUGGGUCCUAAGGUCUCCGGCUGAUUGGUGGUGGCUUUGCCCUCAGCCCUCCCUGUGAUCAGGGUGCUCUGCCCAUUAUCGUUUUGAAAAAGACCCCAACUCAUAUGCACGAAGAUGUUUAUGUCAGGAUUCUGUCACUGCCAGCAGUAGACACUGACUCUGGCUUUGCUGGAAGUCUGGCUCUGGAAACAGGUCUGUAGUGGUCGCCCUUCGGUAGGACAGUCUGUCAGGGUGAUGCUGCUCAGUGGGCAGCCUAUGGCUUUGUCUGUCUGCCAGGCUACAGGGCAGGGUAGCACCCAUCCCACUGGCCAUGCCAGGUCGUCUUGCCCACCCCUUGGCCAUCUUCCAUUUGCCCCCCCACCUGUCUCCAUCCCGCUUCCGUCCUGCUCUGUGUCCGGGAGGCCAGCCAGUGAGGAGCCCAGCAGGAUCCAGGGGAGGGAGGAGAGUGAAGGCAGGGUGUUCAUUCCUCUCCUUGUAAGGUCCCUGCGACUGGCCUUGUUCCUCACCCAGAGGCCUAGGUCCUGUCAGAUGUCCGUCUCCACACAGCCCCUGACUCAGUGUGGGCAACUGCUUCCUCCUCUGGCCCUUUCAGGUCUAGGGGUGGUGACAGCUCUGAUAUCAUCAACCCAGAGAUAAGGGACCAUCUCCUGCUCACACCUCAGUAAAUAGUCCUUUUAGUAAGUGGUACUCAAAUUGUCCUAAUUUGAGUGUUCUUUGAUGGGACCCAGGCUGAUAUGGGGAGAGAGGGGCCCCCGAUUACAGCAUGGAUGUUCCAAUACAGAAAAUUAGUGUGAGAGUAGGAGGGGAAGUGGAUGCAGGCACACAAAAUACCCUCUUCAGUAUUCAUUGUCAUUUUAUACCCUAAGGUGGCCAAACCCAGAUGGCUGAGUAAAUUCUGAUGACUCCUGUGCUUCCUGGAUGUCAUUUUGAAACCAAAACAGCUGAGUCCACCUUUUGUUUCCUGCCAGGACCCUGACUGACACAGGUCUUACUUUGGUUUCCUCUAAAAGCACAGCAGCCUGUGGAAUGGAGCAUUUUCUCUUGUCUUGGACAGCAGCUAAGGCCAAGACCCCGUCUCUCUGCAGGAGCAGACACCUCCCAACUGGAAGCACCGUGAGGGUCCAUGAGUCUACUCCAAGGGCCUCCUGUGAUGCCUGAUAUAUAGUGCUCCACAUGCAUUUGUAUCGUGGUCAGACGGAUGAACCCAUGCAGGAUGGGAAAGGCUCUGACGGGGAGUCAGCGACUCGGGAGACCAUCCCCCUGCUUCACCCUCCACCUGCCACAGACCAGCUAGCCCUUCCAGGAGAAAAGCGAUCUUUACCUCUCCCUGAAGGUCUCUGGGCCUCCUGCUCCGUGUCCGGACCCUCUCCCCAUCCCAGCCUUCCAUGCCGAAGCCCACCUUGUCAGUCACUUCCUUUUGUCAUCGGCUUGGCAAACGGGAGAGAAAACGGAGCUUCAUGGGAAACAGCAGCAACAGUUGGUCCCAUGCUCCAUUCCCCAAGUUGGAGCUGGGCCUGGGGCCCCGGCCCGCAGUGCCCCGGGAGCUUCCCCCCUGCUCCAUCUGCCUCGAGAGGCUGCGCGAGCCCAUCUCGCUGGCCUGUGGCCACGACUUCUGCGCCCGGUGCUUCAGCACACACCGCGUCCCAGGCUGUGAGCCGCCCUGCUGCCCCGAGUGCCGGAAGAUCUGCAAGCAGAAGAAGGGGCUCCGGAGUCUGGGGGAGAAGAUGAAGCUCCUGCCUCAGCGGCCGCUGCCCCCCGUGCCGCAGGAGGCCUGUGCCGCGCGGGCCGAGCCGCUGCUGCUGGUGCGCCUCAGCGCCUCCGGGGGCCUCAUCCUCAGGAUGGGCGCCAUCAACCGCUGCCUGAAGCACCCCCUGGCCAGGGACACCCCGGUCUGCCUCCUUGCUGUCCUGGGGGAGCAGCACUCAGGGAAGUCCUUCCUUCUCAGCCACUUGCUUCGGGGCUUGCCGGGCCUGGUGAGGGCGGGGCUGGGCAGAGGCUGGAGGGGGCACGGUCGGGGGUCCAGCCUGGCCCUGGGGCCGGGGAGUGAGUCUGGAGCCCCGGUUUGUGGGGACGAGGAACGGACCGACCGGUGCUCUCCCUUCUCUCCCCUGCAGGAGUCCGGCGAGGGCGGCUGGCUGAGAGGAGGAGAGGGGUCCCUGCAGGGGUGUGGUUGGGGAGCCAAUGGCCUCACCAGGGGCAUAUGGAUGUGGAGCCAUCCCUUCCUGCUGGGGAAAGAAGGGAGGAAGGUGGCUGUGUUCCUGGUGGACACAGGGGACGCCAUGAGCCUGGAGCUGAGCAGAGAGACGAGGAUCAAGCUGUGCGCCCUCACCUCCAUGCUGAGCUCCUACCAGAUCCUCAGCACCUCCCAGGAGCUGCAAGAUACAGACCUGGACUACCUGGAGAUGUUUGUCCAAGUGGCCGAGGUGAUGGGCAAGCAUUAUGGGAUGGUGCCAAUUCAGCACCUGGAUCUCUUAGUUCGUUGGGACUCAUCCCACCCCAACCAGGCAGGACAGGGGCACGCAGGUGACAUCCUCCAGAGGUUGUCCGGGAAGUACCCCAAGGUCCAGGAGCUGCUCCAAGGGAGACGAGCCCGCUGUUACCUCCUGCCCACUCCGGGGAGGCAGUGGACGGACAAAGACCAGGGGAGCCCCGGCGCCCCUGUCUCCUCAGCAUGCGGAAUCUCCUCCUCAGAUACGGGUGGCGAUUUCCACCACCAUCUCGGGGCCUACGUCUCGGAUGUGCUGAGCGCGGCCCCCCAGCACGCUAAGAGCCGCUGCCAGGGCUACUGGAACGAGGGGCGCACCGUGGCCAGGGGGGACAGACGCCUGCUCACGGGGCAGCAGCUCGCUCAGGAGAUCAAGAACCUCUCGGGCUGGAUGGGCAGGACCGGGCCCGGUUUCGCGUCUCCAGGCGAGAUGGCCGCUCAGCUGCACGACCUGAGGAAGGUGGAGGCUGCCAAGAGGGAGUUUGAGGAGUACGUGAGGCAGCAGGACAUAGCCACCAAGCGCAUAUUCUCUGCGCUGCGGGUCCUGCCCGACACCAUGCGGAACCUCCUCUCCACCCAGAAAGACGCCAUCCUGGCUCGCCACGGCGUGGCCAUGCUGUGCAAGGGGAGAGAGCAGACCUUGGAGGCGCUGGAGGCCGAGCUGCAGGCCACGGCCAAGGCCUUCAUGGACUCCUACACGAUGCGCUUCUGUGGCCACCUGGCUGCCGUGGGGGGCGCCGUGGGGGCCGGGCUCAUGGGCCUGGCAGGCGGUGUGGUGGGCGCGGGCAUGGCAGCAGCGGCACUGGCUGCCGAGGCCGGGAUGGUGGCAGCUGGAGCUGCAGUGGGGGCCACGGGGGCCGCUGUCGUCGGGGGUGGCGUGGGCGCUGGGUUAGCUGCCACCGUGGGCUGCAUGGAGAAGGAGGAGGACGAGAGGGUGCAGGAAGGGGACCGGGAGCCCCUUCUCCAGGAAGAGUAGCAGCCCCAGGAGGUGUUAAAGGGCAGGAGAGAUGUGAGGUGGGGGAGGAAGUGGCCGAGAGGAGAGGAGGGGUGAUGUCAGGGAUUCCGAGGCGCUCCCGUGUGCCACACUGCCCUGGUUGAAUGACCAGUGUCCAGGAGGCUAGGUGAGCUGGGGACUCAGUGGCUCCAGGAACCCAGGGGGGCUUCGGGGGCCAGGAGGCAGCAUUUGGGGGCACCUGGCCUGUUGCUGGCUGUGGAGGACUGCUGGUCUGCCGGAGUCCCAGACAGGCUGCGUCAGAGGCUCCACCCUCCCCACCCGGCUCAUUUCCCCGACGUUUCUGGAUGGUAGGAAGGCUGAGCAGGUGCUGUCCUGGAGGGCCAGCUCUGGGUGGUCCAGAGGCCUGUCCUUUCACAGAGGGGAGGAGCCCCAGGACGACUGGCCUGGGUAUUCAGGAGUGGGGAGCAGUGUCGAGGGGCUGCGGAAGACAGGGAAGGAGAGAGCAGAGCCAGGGUGGGGCAGCCCCGGGCCCAGACCCCAGAGCAGAGAGACUUGCCCCGGAGACUCUUCCCAAGGCUGCUCCAGCAGGACUGAGGCGGCUCCCCGCUGCCGGCCGCAGCCCCAGGGAGCCUGUGCGCCCCUGGACCACCCUGCCCGGCUCCCCGCAGGCCUCUCUGGGGCCGUGCCCUUUGUGGAAAGCCCUCACCAUGACAGGUUAAAUGCCAAAGAGUAACACCUUUAAUUGCAUUCUGAGCUCAGCCAGACAGACUUCAUACUAGAUUCUAUCAAGGUCUUGCAAGGAAAUAAGUGAACAAGUUCUAUCCUUAAGCACAUCCUUUCCGCGGGCCUGGGAGACCGCUCUGCCACGUUGCCGAAGAUGCCGUUCCCCAAACACCAGACCCUGAAGGACACUCGGUGGCAGGUUGUCUGUCCCUGGGGGAUGGAAAGUCCUACUGAGAAGACUUCCAGGCUACUAAACUGUAAAGGAUGGGCGGGCACA
Molecule: messenger RNA, 4483 nt
Organism: Lemur catta (Ring-tailed lemur)
Lineage: Eukaryota; Metazoa; Chordata; Mammalia; Primates; Lemuridae
Gene: RNF112
Product: ring finger protein 112
Exons: 16
Coding region: 1429-3504 (691 amino acids)
Biological process (GO): endoplasmic reticulum organization; protein homooligomerization
Molecular function (GO): GTPase activity; metal ion binding; GTP binding
Source: RefSeq, a predicted model, not a curated record